Trematomus bernacchii (emerald rockcod) is the source of this 2666-nucleotide messenger RNA. RefSeq lists its product as uncharacterized. The coding region runs from base 285 to 890 and encodes 201 amino acids. NCBI's taxonomy places the organism in Eukaryota, Metazoa, Chordata, Actinopteri, Perciformes, Nototheniidae. The record is from RefSeq and is a predicted model, not a curated record. Gene Ontology annotation, molecular function: DNA binding. The transcript has 3 exons.
UGUAAAGAUGGAAGACACGAUCUCUGUGGCUUUGAGUGGGUUCCCGGAGAUAUAUGAUACUAUGUCGUAUAUAUACCGGUACUGCAACAAAAAGGAGCUGGCUUGGAGGAGAAUAAGCAAGGAAGUAGGCAUACCUGGUAAGUUAUACAAAAUAUACAUCUGUUGCUUGAUUACAGAUACCAACAACACAUUAGCAUUAACCAAGUUAGCUCAACCACCGGUUUAACGGCAGAUAAUGGUUAAAAGUUACCGUUUGUAAACGUUUUUUUCUUGUCAAAGGAGGUAUGCCGAAGGAAGUGGAAAAGCCUCAGGGACACGUCAAGGAAAGAAAGAGGGAGAAAGAUAGGAGGAGUGGGUCAGCAGCAGGGACCAAUCAAAAGUGGAAAUACUCUGCGGUCCUGUCCUUCCUCAACGCAUUUCUUACCCCGAGAAAAACUACCAGCAAUAUGGUGUCGAGGAAGACAGGACCUCAGAGUACGGAGGUGAAGCGCAGGGAGCAGACGGGAGAGAUGAACAACAUCAGUUUUCGGAAGGGCAGUGAGGCAGAGGAUCACCAUGAUGCCCCUGCUGAUGCCCCUGCUGCUGUCCUGAUAGUUGCAGGGCCUAGUGGUGAAGGCAGAGCACCAAGGGGAAGAAAAAGGCCCAGAAAUGUAGAGAGAGAGAAGGAAAGGGAGGUGCAUGAACGCCUCCUUGAGGCCUUGGCAGUGCGGGGAUCCGUUGCUCUGCCUGCCACUGUUAGCACCCCACUAACAGAGGAUGAACUUUUCCUCAAAAGCCUACUUCCUUCUCUUCAAAGACUGCCAACGCAGCAGAAGAACUUCGUGAAGUUUGAAAUUCAUAAAUUAAUUUAUGAAGCAAGCACAUUUGUGCUAAAUUUGGAAUUCGAAUAGAUUACCUGCCAUGGGUUGACAAUAUUUGAAGGGAACAAACCAGGCUUUUUAAAAUGUAAUCUACUGUAUACAGUAUACAUUUAGAUUAUAAUUUUUUAUUCAAAUAUCACAAUAAAACGUUGUUUAAUGUUCCUUUAUUCUUUCGCCAUCACAUACGUUUCUUUAGGUUUCUUUAUGGUCAUCACAUAAUUAAUAACGUAAUUAAGGUGAUUGUAUUGUGCACAGUAGUGUAAAGUAACUAACUUUUACUUGUAACAGAGUAUUCCUAGUAGCAGUCUGCUACAUAUAAUCCUUUGUAGAAAUAUAAGAGACUACAUAUUUUCACAAUUUCAUUACAUUUAAAGUCAAAAUGUACUUCUAUAUAUGCUUUGCCUAUAAUCAUAAAGUCAUUUAAAAAGCAGAAAGUGGCACUACCUCACAAAACAAUAAUUCAUGGAUUUAACAGAAACAAUUAUAUGAAUUGGUGACCUAAAUCUGGUGUUGGGAUAGAAAUGUUGCUCAAUAGUAUGUGUGGGUGGCUCUUAAAAGAGCCUUUAUUGUGUGCUGGUGCAUUACACGUCGUCUUGCCAUGGGACCGUUCCCUCUGCAUUGAAGUAUGAUGUGAAGACCUCCCUAACUGAUGGCCUCUCUUGCGGAGUUGUUGGCUGCAAUUCUUCCUAGACCUGGCAGUGGCUCCACAUCAGCAACUGAGAUGGCCCUCUGUGUAUUUGCCUGGGUUGUCCUGCGCAAGAAGUUAUGGAGAAUACAGGUAGCCUUCACAAACUUCUCUGCAACUUCUGGCUGGACUUCAAUUACAAGCCUGUACAUCCUCCACUGAGAUGAAAGAAUCCCAAAGGCAUUCUCCACAACAAGCCGAGCUCGAGACAGACUUCGUUGAAGAUUCUGCGCUCUCUGGGAAGGUUGCGCCCAGGGAAUGGCCUCAUGAGGUUUUUUCUGAGAGGAAAGGCCUCAUCUGCAACAAAGACAUGUGGCAGUGGUCCCAGGUGGUCAACUCCUGGGAGUGGCAGGCCAGCAGGCAGUUGGAGGGAGCCAGAUUUCAGGGCUUGACCAAAAGCAGAGUUGGCCAGAAUGCCCCCCAUCACUUCUAUAGCCCCCAACAUCAAUAACACGAAAACAAUACUGUGCAUCCACAACUGCCAAAAGAAUGUUCCUUUGUAAUAAAAAAACUGGGAUCUUGUGUUUUCUGGGGCUUUGAGGACAACAUGUUUCCCAUCCAAUGCUCCACAGCAGAGAGGAAAGUUCCCCUGCUCAUGAAACGUUUCUGCUAUUGACCUCCACUCCUCUGUAGAGGGCUCAGCCAUGAACUCCUCCACAAGCCAGUCCCAAACAGCAGUGGCCACAUCAGGGAUGACAGUUAAGACAGUUGAGAUACCAACACGGAAGCUGUUGGCAAUUGUCCUGAAUGAAUCUCCAGUGGCGAGAUAUUGGCAGCACAAAAAAAAUAUAUAUAUAAAAUAAAUCAAACAAAGUUGUAUGAAGACAUACCCUGAUAAAGUGGUGUAAAGUAACUAAGUACAUUUAAUGGUGUACUUUUACUCCACUACAUGUAUUUAAUACCUUUAGUUACUUUCCAGAUUUGAAUUAAUGAUGUGAAAUAUAAUCAAGUCUUAAAUCAGACUUUAUGUCUGUUUUGAAUGACGCGAUAAAACAAACUGCAAGCCGCGGUGAAACUCGAGCUAUUGGAGUCCGGUGUGAACGCAGCAUAAGACGUAUCUCGGCUACCAGUUUCAUACCUGGUAGGGUUGGCCGGUCAGACCCAGAUGGGUCUCUUGCAUA